Molecule: messenger RNA, 1015 nt
Organism: Helianthus annuus (common sunflower)
Lineage: Eukaryota; Viridiplantae; Streptophyta; Magnoliopsida; Asterales; Asteraceae
Product: probable inactive purple acid phosphatase 1
Exons: 4
Coding region: 635-1015 (126 amino acids)
Source: RefSeq, a predicted model, not a curated record
GUUUGUAUUUUGGGAUGAAUCUGAUUGGAUACUCUGAACUUUUUAUGUUAUGUAGGGAAGUUGAAUGGGAUAGAGCUUUCAAUUUUUUUGGAUAAUUUGGACUUCUUGACUGCUUGCAUCCAGAAAACAAAUGGGAAGUUGAAUGGGAUAGAGCUUUCAAUUUUUCGGAUAAUUUGGACUUCUUGACUGCUUGCAUCCAGAAAACAAAUGGUAUGAGCUCCGAUGUGAAUUUGUAUUAGCUUAAUGAUGUUUUGUAAAUUUUUGAAUCGGUUUAUAGUUUGUUCAGUGUAUCCAAUCAGAUUCCCAUAUCAAUUGAUUAAUAUUUUCGGUUUUGUAAGUUUGUGAAUCCGUUAACAGUUCGUUUAGUGGCUUUGAUUAUUUGACAUUUCACGUAUCAGUUGAUUAAUGCUUUCUGUUUUGCAAAUAUGUAAAACUGUUUACAGGUCAGUGGCUUAGAUUAUUUUACACUUCACGUUGCACUGUUUUGUAAAUCUAUUGACCAUCUGUUUACAGUUUGUUCAGCGGUUUUCAGGUUCUUUUGAAUGGCAUGUAUCAUACUGGUAGCCAACAUCCGACAACUGUUGCUUCCUGAGCUCCAUCCCUUUUGAAACUUAAUGGCAACCAGCGACAACAAAUGACCCAUGGAGAUGAUGAUGAAUCACACAAUAAAAAAAAGCUCAUAAUCAAGACUUUCAACAGCAUCAAACAAGGAAUCGGUGGUUAUGGAUCCAGAGACGACGUUCUUAGCUCUGUACAAUCUGCCCUAAAACUUUCAUGGAUUCAAAUGCUAUGUACAAUCUGCCCUAACUUGUGCUUCGCGCCUAUUAAGUAUCAAUAUGCAAAUUACACGAAUCCUAAUUACAAGGUAACAGGAGAAGCAUCAUUAAAGCUUCAGUUAAUCAACCAAAGAUCCGACUUCGCCUUUGCAUUAUUCACAGGAGGAUUAUCAACUCCAGCUCUGGUGGCAGUUUCAAAUACAGUUGCUUUUGAGAACCCAAAUGCACCAGUUUUGUAA